GAUAUUAUGACAAGUUAAUGACAACGCCACACAAAUAUUGAUCGUCGUCAACUGCACAACAGCUAAGCUCGCCGUUGAUUCAAAAUAAUUUUCUUCGACGUCAGUUUUUACUUUAUUGCCGCGGCCAAAAUCUAGUAACGCAAAUAAUACAGAUGCAUUAUCUCGUUGGGCAUGAUCGAUCUCUAAUGAUUCUCUUGCUGGUGGCGUUUAUUUUACGAACCUGUUCGCCGGCCGACGAUGACAGCGCGACGUCGCCGGCCGCAGCCGACAAGCCACCGGCCGAAGCGCCGGGGGCGGGAACGGACGGUGCAUCAGAGGGCGGCAUCGGUUCCGCGAUCAGCAAGUACAAGAGCGAUAUGAAGGACUUCGGUUCGGAGGUGGUCACGGCCACCGGGGAAUUGAUGAAAGCGAUCAGCUGUGCGACCGUGGCCACAUCCAGGUUUCUAGUGGCCGUAUGGAACGGCGUUAGCCAGACGACCGCGAAGACCGGCGAGACGGUGGCCACUGGUUACCAGAUGGCCAACCGGUUGACCAGCAAAUUGCCGAUGAUCGGCACCAUCACCACGGGUGGCGAGCACCUGUUGCUCGCCACCACGUCCACGUUCAGUGAGAACGCGGCGUCCAACAGUGAGCGGCGCAAGAAGAUGGUCAACGAUCUGUACUCGAAGGUGGACAGUUUCCGUCCGAGCUCCGCUUCGGCCACGGCAGCCGAAGCUCCGUCCACCGCACCUGCCGCCGACGCCAAACCGGACGCCGACGCCCCACCGGACGCCAACGCCCCACCGGCGCGUUGACGUCUGAAAAACCCGAACGUUUUCCAACACUGAUACGCUAACCUCUUCAGCCCACCGACAAACCGUUAACAGAGCCUGCGAGAGCUUGGGCGCAAAAAAUUACCAUUUUCCGCAAAGUUUUUCUUACACGUUAUUAUUCUACUGCACACUAAAUGUCACGAAGCCAUGUGAAAAAUUAAAAAAUAAAAAUUAUCCCACCACCGUAACCAGAAACCAAAUAUUACUGUUCAAACCGUGUACCUAUACAUUUCCCGUUUCAUUUUUGUCUGUUGAUUUAAGUCAUUAUUAUCGUCUGCUGAAUAUUAAGUAUAUUCUCAACCCGACAAAAAAAUAAUUUUAUAAUAAACUAUACUGUUUUUUAUUUUA
Molecule: messenger RNA, 1160 nt
Organism: Sipha flava (yellow sugarcane aphid)
Lineage: Eukaryota; Metazoa; Arthropoda; Insecta; Hemiptera; Aphididae
Exons: 2
Coding region: 153-794 (213 amino acids)
Source: RefSeq, a predicted model, not a curated record